ACAGUCACAUGCAAGUUCGGCUCCACUAACGCCUUUGUUGACAUUAACAACACGUUCACACAUUUCUCAAAUUACAACCUGUUUUAUGCAGCGUUUAGCAACUAACAUCGAACUCUGUUUAAAUGUACAUCUAAACGAGUUCGAGAAUUCUCUUUCGAAGAAUCUUUGUGAUUCAGAAAUGGUUGUUUUGGGGAGGAAUCUAAUCAUUUGAGUCUUCCAGUUAUGCAGCAGAUGAGCCUGGGAAAUGCAGCGUAUGGAUGCUAUUUAUUUCUCAACGACGAUUUAAAACCUUGAGUUUUCAUCUUGCACUGUUUAAUUUGAGAGGGCAGGCCAGGAGUCACAAAAUAAAAAAGGACGCUUAAACUCGAUCUCACCUGAGACUGAAAUCUCAUUCUAAGUCUUCAGCAGUGCAGCUUGUGCAUAACUUCCUUUUACAUUGACAAGUUCUGUCAUGGCGACAGAAGAUAAGUCACAGGAAACAUCUCCACUUAUGUCUGAAGGCAUGUGGUGGGGCACCCUGGGGUCUGUGCGGCCCUUCCCAAAUUUCCAUCCCGAGAGAGAUGUUACAGUCCUUCACACUGCACUGGAGAACAAAGAUGUGAGCACAAUUGUGAGAAUACUAACCAAUCGCAGUAAUGCUCAGAGACGAUCUCUUGCCCAGGCAUACAAGAAUUUCUCACAAAAGGAAUUGGACGCAAGUCUGAAGAAGGUUCUUUCUGGUGAUCUGCAGUCUCUGAUACUUGGACUGAUGAUGAUACAAGAGCAGUUUGAGACCCAUCGCUUACGCAAAGCCAUGGAGGGUGCUGGUACAGAUGAAGAUACUCUUUUAGAGAUUUUGUGCAUAAGGACGCCACAGCAGCUCUCUGACAUCAGGGCUGCAUACAAUCAAGAGUAUAAGCGGGAUUUGGAGAAAGACUUGACAAGUGAAACCAGUGGAGAUUUUUCAAAGCUCAUUGUGGCAUUGUUGAAGAAAGAGAAUGGGCCAGGAAUUAUUGACCAGGAUAUAGCAUCUUUAUCUGAGGAGCUGAAAAACAAGAAACCUGCAGCUGAUAUUUGGAUCAAAAUUCUCACCACAAGAAACCCAGACCAUCUCAGAACUGUGCUGGAAAAACUGGAGUUUGAGAAAGGCCAGACAGUGGAGGACGCUUUGGAGGGACAUUUUAAAGGAGUCCUCUCUGGAGACCUGAAAAAGGGCUUAAAGACUCUAGUACGAUGUAUACAGAACCAGUAUUUAUUCUUGGCACAAAGGAUUCAAACUAUGAAAGCACCGGUGGUCCAGGGUGUGAUGGUGGCUCACAGUGAGGAGGAUCUACUGAGAGUUAGAGUGGCAUACCUUCAGUCAAUGGGAACCUCACUGUACACAGCCUUACAGAAGCAGUUUAAAGGUGAACUACAGCAGGGUUUGUUGGCUAUAUGUCGUGCAGAAGAUUAGAAGAAAUGCUGUAUAUAUAUAUAUAUAAACAAAUGAUAAACAUUUAUGUACACACAGUGAAAGCAUUCCAUUCAUUUUAAUUGCUGUUAACCAAAAGCUUUGUGUCUGAAAAUAAAUAAAUAAAAUGUAAC
Molecule: messenger RNA, 1563 nt
Organism: Onychostoma macrolepis
Lineage: Eukaryota; Metazoa; Chordata; Actinopteri; Cypriniformes; Cyprinidae
Gene: anxa14
Product: annexin A14
Exons: 14
Coding region: 452-1432 (326 amino acids)
Cellular component (GO): cytoplasm
Molecular function (GO): calcium-dependent phospholipid binding; calcium ion binding
Source: RefSeq, a predicted model, not a curated record